GCUGAGCAGUCAAAACUGUUCUAGGCAUUUUUUGGCGUCGACUCAGCUUCGUUGGCUCGUUGCUUAGCAGCCAUCGUCACGCUUCCUGUGACAUGAUUGAUUAUUGAUUAAUUAAGUUGAAAAACUUGAAAGUUGUGUUUGGUCUUAUAAGUAAGCUAUGUAGAAUAAUUCCAAGGGAGAAAAUUCUAAAACAGUGGUGGAUGUGGGCCUGCCUUUUUGAAGGAGGCAUCUUGUCAACUAUGUGCAUAAAGACCUUUCUCAGUUCUCACUUUAUUUCUGUGCUCCUAUGGCUUUCCCAAAAUAUUUUAUCCUCUUGUUUUAGUUAUUUUUCUCCAACAAUUGAAGCAUCUCAAAAGAUGGGCUUGCUCUAUCAGUACAGCAGCAGUCGUUCUUAGAUCUUUUUCUGUGUCUCUGUCUCUCUCUCUUUCUCUUUGCAAGAUGGGAUUUAACUUAGCACCUUACUUCUUUCUUUAUAUGAAUAGUUUGUCUGUUUAAGUUACCCAUAGCAAAGAUAUGGCUCUUGCUAAUCGGCCCAAGAAGGUGACAUCAAGAAUUGAAUUCAAGAAGCCAAAAAGCAUGCUUCUUCCUUUAACUAGCCUUGCCUCUGUUGAAUCCUUAUCAGUCCCUCUUGUCCAGGAAGUUGUUCUAUCAGCAGAUAUUCGAUGCACAGAAUGUCAAAAGAAAGUAGCUGAAAUAAUAUCAAGAAUGAAUGUUUUUGCAGAGACAGAUUCUGUGUCAGUUAAUGUGUUGGAAAAGAAGGUAACUCUUACUUGCAGAUAUCCUGCAUUUAAAGUACCUUCAAAGCAAGUUGCUGCUAUAAACAGGAACCCUUUUAGCAAAAUCGCCACCAUCAAGCGGAUGUUCAGAAAUAGUUAACAUGGGUCCAAAGUUGCAAUAUAUGCGACUUGUAAUAUUCUCUGCCUGGAAUGUGGAUAGCCUGUGAACAACACAAUUUUAGCGGAAAAAAAAAAAGGUGUAUCAAGUUGAAGCAGCUUUGUACAUAAUUGUUAUGUAACAAUUGAAAAAUUGUAGGACAAAAUUCUAUGUUUUUAUGGUAAAGAUUCACUUUUCUUGAGCAGUUAAACAGUUACAUCAAUCUCACCUUGCUUUCAAGUUACUUGUCAUUGUAAAACUUUAAUUUCUUGGCCUUCAGGGCAAUUAAAUUAUGGUAAGGUAAUGGCGAGAUGGCUUAAAUUUUGUGUAACAGAACCUUAUCCAACAAGGAAGAGAUGCUUCAUAAUAUGCAAUGAAGUAAAAGGAGUGCUUUCCCCUCAACCUUGAAGUUAAGGAUAAUAGCUUAAGUGUGACAAACAAUGCCUUCACUUUAAAGUCUAUAAGGAGAAUCAGAUACCACAAAGAAAGUUAAGAAUUUCUAGCAGACAAGUCUCUGAUUCUUCAAAUCCCCAAAAAAUCCAACCAUUUCCUUUUCAUUACCUUCUUUUUAGCCAUCAUCAUAAAAUCAUCAUUUACACCUUGAAAAUGUCUGUUCACAGCUUCACACAAGCCAAGACUUGUUGUAUGGUAAUCAGAAUUAACCUCGACUGCAAUUCUUGCUGCAGAAAAGCGAGGAAAAUUAUACUCAACAUGAAAGAGAUAGAGACGCAUAUGAUAGCUAAACAGGAAUGCAGAAUAGUUCUGUGUGGAAGAUUUACACCAGCAGAUGUCGCGAUAAAGUUAAGAAAGAAGAUGAAUCGCAGGGUGGAAAUAUUGGAAAUACAAGAGUUCGGUGGCAGUGAUGAUAGACCUGAAGAGUCGAGGCCAUUAAUCUCUGGCUAAUCCACAAAAUAGAAUAUUCUGAAGAAAGAAAAUUCCGGAGACGACCAAUAUGAAAUUGAACAUGAUGUGUAGAGAUAAGUAUAUACUUUUUUUCUAGAAAUGUGAAAACAAAUGUUAGAACAGAUGCAAAAGAAUGAACAAGCGUAGAUUGUAGUUUUUACAUUGCAAAAUGUUACUCUAGAAUGUUUUUGUCUUCGAAAAUUUUUAAGAAAAUUAAUCAGUAUGAUCAAGAAUUAGUGAUUUAA
This is a messenger RNA of Jatropha curcas, 2021 nucleotides long. NCBI's taxonomy places the organism in Eukaryota, Viridiplantae, Streptophyta, Magnoliopsida, Malpighiales, Euphorbiaceae. The record is from RefSeq and is a predicted model, not a curated record.